Molecule: messenger RNA, 282 nt
Organism: Triticum turgidum subsp. durum (durum wheat)
Lineage: Eukaryota; Viridiplantae; Streptophyta; Magnoliopsida; Poales; Poaceae
Source: the annotation of a GenBank genome assembly
AUGCUGAUGCUUGCUCAUUGUUGGUUUGCAGGGUCAGAAUUUUCAGAAGAUACAUUUAUUGCUAAAGUUAAAAUGGAAAUAGUUGUGUGCAAGGAGCAGGUUGAGCCAGUAAUUGACAAAAUAAUUGAGAAGGCCAGAACUGGAGAAAUUGGCGAUGGAAAGAUAUUCUUGAUACCCGUCGCGGACGUUGUAAGGGUACGCACGGGCGAACGUGGAGUGCAUGCGGAGAGGAUGAUCGGCGGUCUGUCAGACAAGCUGCCCCCGGUGAUCACAAUAUCAUGA